Oldenlandia corymbosa var. corymbosa is the source of this 2217-nucleotide messenger RNA. NCBI's taxonomy places the organism in Eukaryota, Viridiplantae, Streptophyta, Magnoliopsida, Gentianales, Rubiaceae. The record is from the annotation of a GenBank genome assembly.
AUGAAUGCUGGGAGGCAACUGGAAGCUCUAAGCAUUAUCUGUGCGAACAAAGAUUCUAUCAAAGUGGUCAUAACGAAUGCUCAGAGAGUUGAGGGAAUUUGGGCACGUGACGUGCUUCAUUGUAUUCAAAAUACGCUCAAUUUGCCCAUUUCUUUUAUGUCAACUGAUGAUAAUAAAGUGGAGUUGGAAGAUUACACCUUUGGUGUGUAUCUUCUCAAGUCGUUCAACAAUGGUGACAUUGCUGAUCUUUUGAGAUCAGCCUCGCUCAAAGACGAAGCGGAAGUGACAAAGGUCAUGGGAUGUAUUUUCCCACAGCAGCCUUCUUCGUCACAACAACUUGUUUCUACGAGCGAGGGAACUACCGUUCCAUUAGAUGGCGGUAAUCAAAUUAGGAACGGCACAAACGUCGCUCCACCAUUGGCCACAGGCGACCGGACUAAUGAUGAAGGACAACCAAAGGCGGCCACAAAUCGAAAGAAAGAGAAAGCUUGGAAAAAGAAUGGUGAUAAUCGAGAAAAGAAGCCUAGGGUGAUAUGGACUCCAGAGCUGCACGAGAAGUUUUUGAUGGCUUUGGAUGGCAUAUUUCCUAGUUCUAAAGCUGUGCCAAAAAAGAUAUGCGAAUUUAUGAACGUUCCGGGAUUGACUAGGGAACAUGUUGCUAGCCACCUACAGGCGAGUCCUCUAAUUAGUUUGUUUCAAUUAAGUUCAUGUAUUAAAUACCGUCUUUUCAAGAAAAAAUAUGAACAACAAAGGGCAAGAGAAGCAGCUGCUGCCAACAAUGAAGGCUCAAAUCCAGAAAACCAACAACAAGUUGGACAACAGUUACAGGGAGCUGCUGGAAGCUCUCAAUUGACAAAUUUGGCAUAUACAUUUGGAAUGUCACAACUUCUGCAUCGCCCUUUAGGCCUCAAUUCUGCUGCCGGCUCGAUAGACAGACAGCCAAGCUGGAGAAGCUCAAGUUUUCCACCAGGAUACAAUGUGGGAUCAUCAGUGCCUUUGUAUAAUCAAAAUGCAACAUCACUGAAUCCGUCACAAGGGUUUCAGAGAAGCAGCUUUUCGCCGCUUUCAGUUCCACUGAGACAAGGCCAUAAUAGCCUCAGUACCUUUAAUCCGAUGAUGAGAAGAACUUAUGUUGGGCUCAGAUUGUCAGAUGUUGUUGGAAGAAGCAUUGAGUCAGGGCAUCCAGAUGCUCCGAAUAGGAUUGGAAUCGGAAAUGGAUCAUCAUCACCCCCCAAGAACAAGUCUGAAAAUCAGGAGAAUCAAAGAUUAUCAAGUACUACUACUAUUGUGCAGCCGCCAGAUGAUCAUUCAUUCCAGAAUCAGAAUGCAGACAUUAAUACUGACCACAUUUCUUAUCAGGCCGGGUUCCCACUGCUGAUGUCCCACCCGAAUAACACGAUGCCUGUGGAUCCUUCACUGCAGAAUCCAAGCCUGGUUGGAAAUGAGGAAGAAAUUCAUAUUGGACAAGCUUCAGGACAAGGGAAUUCCAUCAUCUUGCCUCCUCUGCAGCAGCAAUCUUUUGCACCUCAAUACGAAACCGGGAUUGCAUUCUCAUGGGGAAUGUCAGUUCCGAAUACACAGAGCCCAAUCCCUGGAAUGCAACAACCAGCUUCAUUUCAAUUCAAUCCUCCUAUAUAUGGUGAUUCUAUACAAGUUCACACUAUGCCUAUGACUAACAUUCUUGAUGUCCAAGCACAAACCACAAUGUCAUUACUAUCAGGGCAUAAUCAUAUGGUUGGGUAUCAUUCUGCACUGCUUUCUGCACCAUUCCCUCCUGGACAACAGGAAAACAUGGCGCCUUCGUUUGCUGAGAGUUCAGGCCAUGGUGGUUCAUUUCGAGAAUUACUUGCUUCAGGUUCAGAACAACAAAACAUGGUGAACUUUGCUGGAAAUUCAGGGAUUGGUACUUCAUUCCAGGGAUUACUUGCUUCAGAAUUGCCUUUUGCAGAACAGGAAACCAAAGCGACUUUUUCAGAAAACUCGGGGCAUGGUGCUGCUUCAUUCCAACAAACACUUGCAUCAGGGAAUUCAGGGGAGGGAAGUGCAAUCCAGGCCACUUUGCCAUCAGGCCAAAGUAAUGUACAUCAAGAAGAAUCUGCUGUUCCACCAGCUCCAGAAGAUGUUGAUAGCAACUGGAUGGAAGAAAACUUUCCGUUUCUGAAUGACACCGGAAGCCCGCCUCGCUUGGAUGAUGAAUUUUUCAAUCGAAACAGAUGA